Molecule: messenger RNA, 1450 nt
Organism: Linum tenue
Lineage: Eukaryota; Viridiplantae; Streptophyta; Magnoliopsida; Malpighiales; Linaceae
Source: the annotation of a GenBank genome assembly
CCCAACCCAACCCAUCCACCUCUCUCUCUCUCUCGAACUACACUCUCUCCACCCCCAUAACACAACAAAACAAAACAAAACAAACACUAUGCCGUCGAAACUAGCCGAUGCUUUCAGAUCCCACCCAGUAGACAUCCAACCAAAAAACCUCCACGACUUAAAAGAGCUCCCGGACUCCUACCGAUGGUCCGCCGACCAGGACCGACCAGAACCCGAACCGGUCCAUCACGAACCGGUGCCCGUGAUCGACCUCUCGGGCCCGAACGCGCUGGAGGAAAUCGGCCAUGCAUGCACAACGUGGGGAGUGUUUCAAGUCGUCAACCACGGAGUCCCCGCCGCCGUCCUCGACCGGAUGGAGGACGUCGCCAAGAGUUUCUUCAGCCUGCCGGCUCACCAGAAGCUCAAGGCGGCCCGGUCACCCGACGGGAUCUCCGGCUACGGCUUGGCCCGGAUCUCCUCUUUUUUCCCAAAGCUCAUGUGGUCGGAAGGCUUCACCAUGGUUGGCUCCCCGUUGGAGCAUUUCCACACAAUUUGGCCUCAUCAUUACACCCGAUUCUGUGACAGCGUAGAAGAGUACGAGAAACAAAUGCAAAAUCUGGCACAAACGUUGAUGUGGCUAAUGCUUGGUUCCCUUGGGAUUACAAAGGAAGACUUGAAUUGGGCUAAUAAUAACAGCAAUAGCACCACCACCACCCCAAGAGGUGGACCAAAGGAAGAGGCUGCUGGCUCCACCUCGGCCGCGAUCCAACUGAACCACUACCCGGCAUGCCCCGACCCAGACCGAGCCAUGGGUCUCGCCCCACACACAGACUCCACCCUCGUCACCAUCCUCCACCAGAGCAACACCAGCGGGUUGCAGGUGCUGAGGGCCGGCGGAGGGACUGGAGGAUGGGUCACGGUCCCUCCGAUUCGAGGCGGGCUGGUCGUGCACGUCGGCGACCUGCUCCACAUACUGACCAACGGGUUGUGCCCGAGCGUGGUCCAUCGGGCCGUGGUUAACCGGGACCGGAACCGGAUAUCGAUUGCCUACCUUCAUGGCCCACCUUCGAAUGUGAGAAUCUCGCCCGUGCAAAAACUUGUGGGGCCAAGUCAACCUCAAAUGUAUAGGGCAGUGACUUGGAGCGAGUACCUAGGCACCAAGGCCAAGCACUUCGACAAGGCUCUUUCUUCGGUUAGGUUGUGUGCUGCUGCUGAGGCAAAAGAUCACAACAACAACAAUAAUAAUAAUAAUAAUGAAGUGCAAGUUGGCUAAGCCCAGCUGCCUAGUAGCUACACAGCACAACUUUCCAUUCCAUUAGCAAAAAUCAAAUUUUGUCCUCUCCUUCGUUUUCCCCUUUGUCUCCUUUAUUAUUAUUUUUAGUUUUUUCGCUUUAAUUUUGGCUCUUUAUUGGAUUGGUUUUUUUGUAAGCAUAUGAGUUAUGUUAUGACAUGUACAGUUCUCCCCUUUUUC